AUGUUCUGCAGAGCUAUCGUACUCCUUCUUGCGGCCUGCCUGGCCACGAUCAGUGGUGCUCGCCCGACAGAAGGAGUUGUCUACUGCCAGCCUGACGAAAGAGCUGAUACCGUCCACACCUCCGGUGAUCCUACCAGCGGUCCAGGCGUCUGGAUUACCCACAACGACGCAGCUGAGGGCAACUACUUCCUCUAUGAGAACUUACGAGAUGCGAAGCCUUGGAAGCACAUCACUAUUCCCCAAGGCGCCCGCCGAUUUGUGCAGCUCUGCCCAACCUGGCAGGGCCGCCUCGUACGUGGUACCGCCAAGGUCAACCUAGACGGAAAGGACCACAAGCUCGGAACAUGGGUUGAGUCCUCCAUGAGUAAUGGCGCAUUGCACGGCGAUGUGUCUUUUCUUCGGGGCUGUGACGGCGGAGCCAAGAUCAUCACGACGGACGGGUCCAAGCUUUCGCGAGGCUGUGAGGGCGACCUUCUGAAUGGAGCCCCUCCUGCGGCUCUUGUCGCCAAGGACAGCGGUGUCAAGGUGCUGGCUGACCUUGAAGGGUCUGGUGAGGCAAAUAACGCAGCGCGGCAGUGGCUGAAGAGUAAGUGCUCGGAAUCACAAGUCUAUUUGGGUCAUGGAGUGGACCCUGUUAUCAAUUCAGUCAACGGGCAGUUGGAGGUUGUCUUCUCUGCCGGCCGAUUCUAG
Messenger RNA from Neoarthrinium moseri, 690 nucleotides. RefSeq lists its product as uncharacterized. Lineage: Eukaryota; Fungi; Ascomycota; Sordariomycetes; Amphisphaeriales; Apiosporaceae. The transcript has 3 exons. Bases 1 to 690 code for a protein of 229 amino acids. The record is from RefSeq and is a predicted model, not a curated record.